Molecule: messenger RNA, 636 nt
Organism: Aphanomyces astaci
Lineage: Eukaryota; Oomycota; Saprolegniomycetes; Saprolegniales; Verrucalvaceae
Exons: 2
Coding region: 1-636 (211 amino acids)
Biological process (GO): protein homooligomerization
Source: RefSeq, a predicted model, not a curated record
AUGACAAGGUCAUUGGAAUCUGCCACCCAAGUGACCAUAGCCAUUCGCAAUACGUUUAGCCAAGUGAGUGCUGAAGCCAAGGCCUUUGAGACGAAACCCGACAUUAUCACGCUGAACGUGGGUGGCACGACGUUCCAAACGUCCAAGGACACGAUUUUGCGUGGGGAAGGCACUUACAUUCAUUCGUUGCUCCGGUCUGGCCAGUGGAAACCGGAAGGAGGCGAGGGGUACUUUCUGGACCUGGACCCGACUCUGUUUCGACGUGUGCUAUUCUUUCUACGCACUGGAAAGAUCAUGCCGUUGGAUGGAUUGACCGAACCCGAGCAGGAUGAGUUUGCGGCGAUGCUGGAGUACUUGAAGAUGGACAAGUGGGCCCAAGCGCAAGCGAUACGCGUACGAUGGGACCCGAACGCCCACAGUCCAGACAUGAAUUUAUCCAACAACUCGAGAACGAUUGAGUUGUGUCGUUCAAGCUUGGCAAAGUGGCAAUAUGGUGUUGCCACGAAGCCACUGACGGGAAACCCACGGUCCAGACAUCAAUUUAUCCAACAACUCGAGAUCGAUGGAGUUGGGUCGUUCAAGAUUGGCAAUGUGGCAAUGUGGUGUUGCCACGAAGCCAGUGAAGGGGACAUUUAG